UUCUAUUUAUAUACAUAUAUACGGUUAUCUAUGAUGCAUUUGUAUUUACUACCAUAUUCCAUCAUUCCACGUAAUGUCGCUAGUUGCAGUAUACUGCAGAGUAGUAGGGCGGUGCCAUAUUAACACAAAUUUACUAUGUUACUAACCUUUUUCUUUCUUUCUAUCAGUAUAAUUUUCUAAGUUUUCAUAACUUAAAUUACUUUUGAUUGAAGUUGAAAUUAUUAAAUAAUUGUGUAUCGAAGAAAUAUUCUAUAAAUUAUAUUUAUUUAUUUAUUGCACUUAUUAAAAUAUCAAUAUGUGUGACGAGGAUGUAAUACGCAGAAGAUUGCUAAUAGAUGGAGAUGGUACAGGGGAUGAUCGUCGAAUAAAUAUGCUUUUAAAAUCAUUUAUUAAAUGGAUAAACAGUCCUGACGUUGACAACACGUUGCACGAAAGAAUGCUCUCGCAACUCGCCCAAUGCGAAUUCGCGCAAAGAAAAUCUAGACUGGUAUCAAACAUGAGCCAAGAAGAAUUGAAAAGUUAUAGUAAUUUAUCGAACGAUAUAGAAGUCCAAAUAGAAGAAGCCAAAAAGGAAAUAGAAAAGACAAAAAUAGAAUUAAAUGAAGCUAAACGCGUAAGAAAAAAUAGAAUAGAGUACGAUGUAUUAGCGAAAGUUAUUAAUGAGCAACCAGACAGACUGGAAACCAACGAGAAACUAGCCGCGCUGCGUCAAGAAUUAGGAAGUCUGAAGGAGAAAUCUGAACAAUUGGAGCAUAAAUUAGAAAUGCGAAGAAAACAGUUUCACGUUCUUAUAUCUUCUAUACAUUCUUUGCAAGAAAUGUUAGACGAAUGUGAAGAAGAAAUAAUGGAUAUUAGUUUAGAAAAUUAUGAAGAUACAGAUACAACUUCCAUGGGCCUUUCUUUUAGGUACAUGCCUGAUAGUUAAAGACACUCUUGUACUUCUUUCGAUUAUCUGCCCUUCGUUAUAUUCUGCCGCACACAUAUCCAAAUUUUUAAUUAUAUUUUUUGAGAUAGUAUCCGAAUAAGUUUGUUCAAUAGCAUGUAAAUAAUCAUGAUACAAUUCUCCACUCAAUAUUAACAAACUUCUACGUUCUAAUAACAAACUAAACUUCAGUUUAAUUUGUUGCGGCUAAAAAAGAACAACUAUGUGUAUGCAUUCUCGUUUAAUAUUUAAAGAUUUAUUUUACUAAGAAUAUUAUUUUGAGCAAAUUAGUAAUCAUAUACCUCCAUAAUAUCAUUGUGUUUGUAGAAAUCUAGAAGAGUAUGAGUUCCGCAACUAAUAGUAGUUACCAUUGGAUAAAAAAGUGGACCAUCUGAAUGUGCCUAUUAAAAAUCCAAAUUUCUAAAAGAUCAUUUAUAAAUAUUCGUCGAAGAAAGAAUAAUAUCUAAUUGAUUAUAUAUACACUCGCAAGUGCUUACUAUAAUUGUUACAUACCAUUAUUCCUUGACCAGGCAAAUACUCAUUAAUUAAUACAUGAUUAGGUGCCUUAUCUUUUUCAAAAACAUUUAAAGAAGUUAUUUUAUCCAUGUAAAUUCGAAGCCACUGUGUGUUGGAAGUUUAUUACUUAUUACAGUAAUUUUUUAAUGUUCUAUAACAUUACUUACACUUGGUAUUUCUUCGGCUAUCAUUCCUUUGGGAUGAGGUAUACCACCCCAAUUUUGUAAUCUUCUAUUACUCAAUUGAGUCCAUUUUGGAAGAGGAACAGUAUCAACAUGUUUCAUUAUUUGUCUUUCUUCCUCUUCGGUUAUAAAAUUUGGUAUAUAUCGUGCCAUAUCUGGAAUCUAGAUUUUACAAACUAUCAAUAUAACCUUGUUUUCCCGUCUAUAAGAAAUAAUAAUUAAAACGAACCUCUUUAACCACAUUAUCGACGAAAACACGAUCUUGCGUACUCAUUUUUCAAAAAAUAAUAAAGGAGAAAUUUAUUUAAAAUAAAAACAAUCGAGUUUAAAAUAAACUAAUCGAUAUUUGCUUUGUAGGUUACACUAAUAUCGAAAUAGAUCUCGAACAGAUAACUAUCGAAUCUAAGUUAAUCGAACUUAGUUUAUAAAUUCUGUCGUCAGAGUCGGCGCGCGCUUAUAAACGAGGUCAUUUUUAAUUUGUAAGUUUCACCUCUAGAAUAUCUCAGUUGGAAGAGGGAAAAAAGUGUCGACGUGAAACAACAAUCAUUAGUUCAACCGUCUAUAUUAUGAGAGGUUUUUUCAUUUUUCUUCUCUACAACAUUCUUUGUAAUUUACGUGUAUUUAGCACUAUGUAAAAUGAUAUAACAAUUAAAUUAUGAAACAAUUCGUAUAA
Messenger RNA from Polistes canadensis, 2293 nucleotides. RefSeq names its product THO complex subunit 7 homolog (gene thoc7). Gene Ontology annotation, biological process: mRNA processing; mRNA export from nucleus. The record is from RefSeq and is a predicted model, not a curated record. Lineage: Eukaryota; Metazoa; Arthropoda; Insecta; Hymenoptera; Vespidae. The transcript is spliced from 4 exons. Bases 296 to 925 code for a protein of 209 amino acids. Gene Ontology annotation, cellular component: THO complex part of transcription export complex.